GGAAAGUUCUCUAACGCAUCAAGUUGUUCUAGAACACUGAUCACACACACACACACACACACACACACACACUCUCUCUCUCUCUCUCUCUCUCUCUCUCUCUCUCUCUCUCUCUCUCACUCGCUCACUCACUCUGCAGGUUUUCUACUGUAGAUGAUGUAGAGGAUGCGUUUCAUCGCAAAGCGUAAAUAAAUCUAGGGUAGGAGUGACCAAAACGAAAAAUUUUAAACAAACAGUUUUUUUUAGAGAGAGAGAGAGAGAGAGAGAGAGAGAGAGAGAGAGAGAGAGAUAGGUUACAUCAGUCACCGAGCUGCAGUCCUGGAAUAAAAAAAUAUAUAUCCCUGGCAUGAAGUCACAGCUUAUUUCACAUCCGGUUUUGCCCAGACACACACACGCGCGCACGCACACACACACACACACACACACACUCACACGCGCGCGCGCGCGCGCACGCACACACUCACACACACGCGCGCACGCACUCAGCAGCAGCAUUCCGCGCUGUCCCGGUGGAGAGGAGCAUCACUGGGCAGCGACACCGCGGCGCUUUUCUCCCGCAGCUACACCGUGAUCUUGCGGGGCGAAGAGAGAGACAGAGAGAGAGAGAGAGAGGGAGAGAGAGAGAGAGAGAGAGAGAGAGAGAUAGUUUCAUCACCGCGUAGACCUUCAUCACCGUCCUCUUUAUCAUCAGCAUCCUCCUCACCCUCCUUCUCUUCAUCAUCAACAGCAAGAGCAACAGCACAAGCGGCUUCUUCUCCUUCUUCUUCUGCUUCUUCUCCUCCUCCUUCUCCUGCUGCCUCGAUGUAAAAACUGCAGCUGAGAUUUUUUGGAGAUUUUUCGCGACACUGCAGAAGAGAACUCGUUUCAGCUGCGUGCUUGAAGACUCGUUCUUCAGCAAUGAUGUGGGCUCGACUGGGAGCAGCGUGGAUCUGGGCCUGGUUACUGGCGGUCAACGUUCUGGGCAAAAGCUCAAAUCAGAACGGAUCGGACGAGCAGAAGGACAACACCACCGUCUUCACCCGCAUCCUGGACAGUCUGCUGGACGGCUACGAUAACCGUCUCAGGCCCGGACUUGGUGAGCGCGUGACUGAGGUGAAGACCGACAUCUUCGUGACGAGUAUCGGCCCCGUCUCCGAUCACGACAUGGAAUACACCAUAGACGUGUUCUUCAGACAGAGCUGGAAGGACGAGCGUUUGAAGUUUAAAGGUCCAAUGGCCGUGCUGCGCCUCAACAACCUGAUGGCCAGUAAGAUCUGGACCCCCGACACGUUCUUCCACAACGGCAAGAAAUCGGUAGCGCACAACAUGACAAUGCCCAAUAAACUGCUGCGCAUCACGGAGGAGGGAACGCUGCUCUACACCAUGAGGUUGACGGUGAGAGCUGAGUGCCCGAUGCACUUGGAGGAUUUCCCCAUGGAUGCUCACGCCUGUCCACUCAAAUUUGGCAGCUAUGCGUACACGCGGGCGGAGGUGGUGUACGUGUGGACGAGAGGAGCAGCUCAGUCAGUGGUGGUGGCUGAAGACGGAUCUCGGCUGAACCAGUACGACCUGAUGGGACAGACGGUGGACUCAGGAGUCGUCCAGUCCAGCACCGGCGAGUACGUUGUCAUGACAACACACUUCCACCUGAAAAGGAAGAUCGGCUACUUUGUCAUUCAGACGUAUCUGCCAUGCAUCAUGACCGUCAUCCUGUCACAGGUUUCCUUCUGGCUCAACAGAGAAUCCGUUCCUGCUAGAACUGUGUUUGGAGUGACCACUGUCCUGACCAUGACCACUCUGAGUAUCAGCGCUAGAAACUCUCUGCCCAAAGUGGCCUACGCCACCGCUAUGGACUGGUUCAUCGCCGUCUGCUAUGCCUUCGUGUUCUCCGCCCUCAUCGAAUUCGCCACUGUCAACUAUUUCACAAAGAGGGGUUAUGCCUGGGACGGGAAGAGCGUUGUACCUGAAAAGCAAAAGAAGAAAAAGGAGUCUCUCCUGAAGAAGAACAAUACCUACACAGCUGCCACGGCAACCGCUUUCGCCCCCAACAUCGCCAGAGAUCCAGGAUUAGCGACCAUCGCCAAAAGCGCACCUCCUCCACCAACCGAGCCAAAAGAAGAGCCGAAACCCAAACCGGCUGAGGCAAAGAAAACGUUCAACAGUGUGAGCAAAAUUGACCGGAUCGCCAGAAUAGCGUUUCCUCUACUCUUUGGUACCUUUAACCUGGUCUACUGGGCAACUUAUCUAAAUAAAAAACCCAAAAUUCAAGACGCGCUAACACCCCACUAAUCCUAAAUCUUUCCUUUUCCUUCUUUCUUUCUCCUCUCUUUUCUUUAAACGUCUGUUUCAAAGUAGAACAAAAUAGUGGUCGAGUCGCUAGUCUCUACUCCGCCUCCUGUGUAAUAUAAGCUUCCUUGAUUAAAAAAGAAAAAAAGACAAAGAAGACAGAAAUCUACAAAAUGUGCUAAUUGCGUUGCCAUGACGAUUCCACCCUGAUGCUAAUACUAUGCAUCACUACAUAUGUGUAUAUACUGUAUAUAAGCAGUAUAUAACUCUACAAUCACACUUACAGGACCUUUUUUUAUUUUCUCAUCACGCCAUCAUGCAUGAGCUGCACUUUUUGCGUUUCCAUGACGACGGUCGAUGCUACCUUCGAGUGUUCUUCCAUUCUCUGUAGUCGAUGUUUUCUAUUUUAAAUAGAUUUUUCGACAUUGCAAGAGCAAUAAAAUAAAACGCGUCUCAGUGGACACACGUUCGCUUUCUUCAUGGAUGUAAAUGCGGAACCGGUUCUUACGUUACUGACAUGAAGCUUAACAUUUUCCUUCAUUUUACUGUAAAUAUUCUAGAAAACGUUAGAGAUGUCAAUCUCCGUUUGAGCUUUGCUUAACGUACGAGAUACAAGCACUUCUCAGCAGAGAAGAAGAGAGCUGUCGUGUUUUUAUGAAAUGGCACUUUGAGGGAGUUCAUGGGUUCAAUUUUACUAUAUAUAUAAUCUUUUAAAAAUUAUUUAUGCCCAUUACAUACCAAUUAAUCAAGGUUUACCUUUGAGGAAAAUGUAAAUGUACAACAGUUACACAAUUGCUAAAUCUAGAAUGUAAAACUAAACCCGUAUGUCCACACUGUCAAGCGACUCAUAAGAUGGUGAAGGGGCAUGUCCUAAAUGGGAGAGGAGUUCUUGUCUUGUAUAGAGGGUGCCAAUACUUACGAAAACGUGAAUUAAAUUCACCUAGCAAAGAAGCCGAUUCGCUGAAGAGGAAAGGACAUGAAAAAAGAUGCACAUUUGUUUAUCGUAGAGUUUACUUUUUGUUUUGCGCAAACGUUAGCUGGUGAACUUGUGAUUUCAUGAGUCUCUGUCAUGUGAGCCAAUAGAAAACAAGUGGGCGGGGCUGUGGUUGCUUUAGAGGAGCCGCUGAUCAUUAAGCAGCAUCACACUGAACUUGUUCAGCUCAUCAUUAAUGUUACUGAAUUUAAUUAAGCACAUACAGGUUUCCAGCUGCAAUGGCAGAUGUGAUGGGCUUCACAGCUUUGGAUCUGUUUUUGUGACAUCACAAAUGCAUGCAAAUCCCCGCCCUCUACUCAGUUAAUUAUAGAAAUAAUGAGAAAUUCGGUUUUAAACAGAAAAAAAACCUAAAUACUGAAGAGGAGUGAAAUAUUUAACAGUAUAGGGAAUAAGCCACACCCUCAGGCAACAAAAAAAGAGCAGUUUUUAUAUUUUUAUGAUACAAACAAAUAUUUUUAAGUGAAAAAAUUGGUCUCAAAACAGCAUUUAAGGAGGAGUUCUUAAAAAAAACAAUUGUGAUACAGCCACAACCAAUAAACAAACCUUUUAAAAAGCAUUUGAAUAGGCUAAUCCAUUAAUAGGCCACACCCACAAGGGUCAAAAAUAGCAGUUGUGACUUUCCCACAUCUCAAAUCAGCCUUCAAUCUUUUAGAUUAAAAAGCUGAAUGGGCCACGCCCACAAGUAACAAACCUUGUCUCUUGGUAGUGUGAACACAACGUCAGGUUGUUCAGCAAAUUCAUUUAUUUUUUGCGUGUAAUUGAUGUCAAGUAAAAUCGAUCUGCUCGAUGGGAUUGUGUGGAAAUGGAUUUUAUAUUUAAUAUGGAAUUAAUCCUUCUUUCAUUUCCGUGUUUGGUCGUAGAACCGCAUGCUAAAAGCCCUUGCAUCGUAGAUCAUUCCGGAAUUCUGUUACUUUGCUGCUCGUUGCGCAUCAAAUGAACGGAACGCAAAGCAGUGCCUUUUCUCUGCUCCUGGAUUGACGAGGCACUCGCUAGGUUGCGCUCUAAUCUCAGUAUGUUGUGUCUUCAGUUGAAAACUUUGUGAAAACUCAGAAAGCACCAGCUACACUGCCUCUUGCCUCGCACGCUGUUCCAGAACUGGCGUACUUCUGUUCCGUGUCACAAGUUCCUGAACGAGAACCGCAUUGUGACGCAUCAUAGUCGCCGAUCUGUUUGCUGAUUUCUUUUUCAUUUUUGGAUUUCCUUGUAGCAUGAUGUCAGAUAAUAUUGGUUUGGUGUUGUGCGAUUUCAGAAAAUCACGUUGAUGUAGCAAUAUGAGAAUAGUUAAAGGGCUUUUUCACGAUCGAACACUCGUCAUUCUGGACAUUUGCACGUUUCACAAAUGGACAGGAACUUCACUAUUCAUGGCGAUAUCGCAUCUAAUAAAUACACCAUUUCUGGUUUCUGUUUGCGACAUUACUGCAACACAACACACUCCGCCCUGCAUCCUCAAGCCUUUUCAUUUUCCCUGCAUCGAAUCUGAGCGGGUCAUGUAACUGGAUGCUGAAAUGCACUCUGGGAUUUGUAGGAUAUGCAAGCAGACAGGCACUCCAUCAAUCAAACGCUGUAUAAAUAUGAAUAUAUACAUUAUACAGUAUUUAAACAUUUCCAUUUUGGAUGUUUAUCAUUAUGCCUAAAUGACAAUGGUGUGUGGCCUGUAGGGGAAAAUAAAUAAAUAUAAAUAUAUAUAUAUAAAUAUUAUACAGUAUAUUAUUCUAUAUUAUAACACACUGCAUAUAUAAAUACUCCAUGACUUGUUCUACAGAGGAUAAAUAUUGUUUGUACCGACUUAUUGUUAUGCAUUUUGCACAUUAGAGGCAUCAUUUACAUAUUUACAUAUUCACGUAGUGAGCUUUGUGCUAUGCAAGGAUAGCUUUGAAACAUGCUAAUUAGCUUUUUUCUUCUUAAUAGAGCAAAAAUACUGUACAGGAAAUAAAGAACUCUAUUAUGCUCCUUCUUCAGCUGUGGAUAUUUUAAUUUGCCAGUCAAUUAAAAAAGAUAUAGAAAUAUAAAUACGACAUUACAUUGAUUAUUUUUGUUCUAUACAGUUUCAGGGUUAGCUUAAAUGUGGACUAUUGUAUUUUAUUACGUUUUUUUUUGUGUGUGUGAAAUGGCAAUAAAAUAAAAAUCAAGGCUCAAAUGGAUACGAAUGAGAAAUGUAAAUUUUGAUUUAAAAACACUUUUGUCUGUUAUUCCGCUAGUCUUUAUAACGUGUCCUUGUUGACUUCCCGUAGCGACUUGAAAGUAAUUUGUUUAUAUGGAUAAAUCAACUGCCAAUAAUUUUCCAUCUUUUAACUGGAAAAAGUCCUUCAUCAACACAAGAGUUGGAAUUUUUUUAGUUUUUCCUCCAAAAAAACCCAACAUUUUUCUCCACCGAAAUCCGGAAGCGUAGCGGAUUUAAAAAUGUCCGCCUUCCAAAGCUAACAUGAUCAUAAGAGUAAGUGUAUUUUAUAUUUUAGUGUAUGAUGGAGGGUAGCUGAUGAAUUGAUUUGUAUUUAAGGUUAGACAAAGAUGGGCUAAUGUUAGCAUAAACACAGCUAUAUGCUAAUGCUAGAUAACGUUAGAUAACAAACGAGACUGCCUUUUUAUACAUCAAAAAAUAAUUUGCUUUGCAUGAAAGUUAAACAACACAGUACAGAACAAUACAGCUAACAAUUUUUUUACUCCAUCUAAAGCUACAGUGCUGUAAUGGCUAGCUAA
Messenger RNA from Ictalurus punctatus (channel catfish), 5956 nucleotides. RefSeq names its product gamma-aminobutyric acid type A receptor subunit alpha1 (gene gabra1). The record is from RefSeq and is a predicted model, not a curated record. Gene Ontology annotation, cellular component: GABA-A receptor complex; postsynapse; neuron projection. NCBI's taxonomy places the organism in Eukaryota, Metazoa, Chordata, Actinopteri, Siluriformes, Ictaluridae. The coding region runs from base 898 to 2268 and encodes 456 amino acids. Gene Ontology annotation, molecular function: inhibitory extracellular ligand-gated monoatomic ion channel activity; benzodiazepine receptor activity; transmitter-gated monoatomic ion channel activity involved in regulation of postsynaptic membrane potential. Gene Ontology annotation, biological process: synaptic transmission, GABAergic; monoatomic ion transmembrane transport; signal transduction. The transcript is spliced from 10 exons.